Molecule: messenger RNA, 1574 nt
Organism: Drosophila serrata
Lineage: Eukaryota; Metazoa; Arthropoda; Insecta; Diptera; Drosophilidae
Gene: Spn55B
Product: Serpin 55B
Molecular function (GO): serine-type endopeptidase inhibitor activity
Source: RefSeq, a predicted model, not a curated record
CCGUUUUUAACAGAAUAUCCGUUAACUGGCCACUAAAAUCAAAAAAUCUAUACUGCAAUGGCUAUUUAUAGGUCAACAGAGAUAUUGACUGCACUGGGAAAUCCUCGGGGAAACCACCAACGGCGCCACCAGCAGAAGGUGACGCCACCAAUCUUCUGCUCAGAUGUUUUGGUGUUUCAAGAAGUGACUCAUCAUCCGCCGGCUGUGGGCUCUCUGUUUUCACUUUUGUUGUGGCCCCGAAACGGCAUUUAAGGCAUUCCGGUGUAGACAGCGGGCCAGAAAACAAGUACACGCAGCAGUUCCGCAAUUACGCAGCACACACAGAGACCCACCCACAGUACCAGACAAUCAAUAUGUUCGACUUCAAUUUGGAAUUCGCGCGUGGAGGCGCCCGCUUCACCACCGAACUCUUCCAGCUUUUGGCCACUGGCGGAUUCAAGGAGAACGUUGUGUUCUCGCCCUUCUCUAUCCAAACCUGCAUUGCCCUGGCCUUUGCCGGUGCUCAGGGGGAAACCGCCGAUGAGAUCGCCAAGGCCCUGCACUUUGUGUCCAACUUCCCGCCGGAGGUGGCCCAGACCUUCCAGUUUGUGCUUGAGCAGUACCGGAACAGCAACCUGCUGCGCGUGGCCAACAAGCUGUACGUACAGGAGGGCAAGCAGCUAAAGCCAGCCUACCAGGCCGCCAUCAAAGAGCAGUACCACUCGGAGGCCGAGUCCAUUAACUUUGCCUUGAGCGAUGCCGCCGCUCAGGCUAUCAAUGCCUGGGUGAAUGCCAAGACGCAGGGCAAGAUCACGGAGCUGGUCAGUGCGGAUUCCUUUAAUGACAACACCCGACUGGUUCUGCUCAAUGCCCUGCACUUCAAGGGCAGCUGGGCGCACAAGUUCAGCGAGGAUCGCACCGAGGAGGAUGACUUCUGGGUUGGCGAGGAGGAGCAGGUGAAGGUCAGCUACAUGAACCAGAAGGCCAAGUUUGCCUACGGCUAUUUCGAGGAUCUGGGCUGCACUGCCCUUGAUAUGCCCUACCAGGAUUCGGAUCUAUCCAUGUUUGUGCUGUUGCCACAGGAGCGUACCGGCAUUUACGAUCUGGCUGAGAAGCUCAAGGGCGUAAAUCUGGUGGAUUUAUCAGCCAAGAUGGCCGUGGAGGAGGUUAACGUCAAGUUCCCCAAGUUCAAGGUGGACUACUCCCUGGAAUUGGCCGAGAAACUUAAGCAGCUGGGCAUCACGAAAAUGUUCACCGACGGAGCCGAGUUCAACAAUCUGCUGGAAUCCCCCGAGGAUAUUUUUGUUUCCCAAGUCCUGCACAAGGCCACCAUUGAGGUGAAUGAGGAGGGCACAGAGGCGGCGGCUGCCACCGGCAUGAUCAUGAUGACCCGCAUGAUGACUUUCCCCCUGCAGUUCCAAGCGGACCGCCCCUUCCUGUAUGUUAUUUGGAACAAAAAGAAUAUCCUCUUUGCCGGAGCCUUUGUAAAGGCUGCCUAACAAGCUUUGUUUUCUCUCACUAGACUCAGGUUCAAUUAUUUUGGUAUUCUUUUAAUUGAAAAGUAUUUGUAAAAUAAAAAAACGCAUCAUAAAAAA